Molecule: messenger RNA, 2640 nt
Organism: Fonsecaea nubica
Lineage: Eukaryota; Fungi; Ascomycota; Eurotiomycetes; Chaetothyriales; Herpotrichiellaceae
Exons: 5
Coding region: 1-2640 (879 amino acids)
Source: RefSeq, a predicted model, not a curated record
AUGACCAGAGAAGAAUCCCCGGGACCAUCGGCUGCCAUCGCUGAUCCGGAACAGGAUCGAGAGACGAGCCCAUGUCGUGACUGCGGCACUGCGCAUCACCCUAUCCGGCUCAUUAUCUGUGCAGAUGGCACUUGGUUGACUCCAGACGGAGCAAUUGGGGCCCCCCAAGGCAAUGCUACAAACAUCAGUCGGCUAUGGAUGAUGGCAGCUGUGGGAGAAGUCAAGGACGCAACCGGGAAGACCUGGUUGCAGCAACGACACCCGAUUGUCGACGGUAUAGGUGCCGUCGAUGGCCCCAUCGAGCGCCUCGUCUCUGGAGUGACUGGGAAAGGGAGAACUGGCUACGAGUCUAAAAUCAAAGAGAUCUACAAGCGAUGCUGCAAGUUGUGUCCAUCCCAGGAUGAGAUCUUUCUCUUCGGCUCAAGCCGAGGCGCUUUCGUCGUCCGCGCCGUUGCCGGUCUACUUCACCACCUGGGAGCGUUGCGUGCCAAUGACCCUGACUUUGACGACGUUUUCGACAAGUCCCUACAACUUUAUCACGCCGCAAAGACGAGAGAUGACCUACUGCGGAACUCUGUGUUUGCACAUCGAUCACACCACACCCGACCCAGCCCAGCAAUCAAGUUUCUCGGCCUGUUUGAUACAGUCAAGGCCCUGGAUGACGAGGGUCUCAAUGAUAUGGGUCUUCUGAGAACGACGUUGCACGCGCGACACGCCCUUGCUCUAUUUGAGCGCAGGAACGCGUAUCGGCCUACUCAGUUCCCGUCUACGGACCUAGAAGACUUGGAUGGUUCACGCAGUCUUCAGGAGGCCUGGUUCGUUGGCACGCAUGGCAAUCUCUGCGGAGGAUGCGAGGAGGACGGUCUGGCUCUGUGGCCGCUGCAGUGGAUCGUCAGCGAGGCUGAAAAGUAUGGGUUCAAAGUCGGGUUUCAACGCCUAGAAGGGUCAAACGUCACGGACCCAUCACACCUCAUCUUCCCACGCGGUGUCCCAGUGAGGCAGAUCCGGUACAAGAACGGGAUAAAAUCAUCUGUGACAGAUUUGACAGGCGCAAUGAAAAGGCCUGGACUCAACGCCAGUCUUGACUUUGGGAUCGACAUCCCGGGAAAGGACGACCGACUCAUAUUCAAAGACGGAGGGCUAGUUGGCUAUCUCUCAAACAGCCCUCACGGUGUCUUCAUUCACCCCUCCGUGUAUUAUCUUGACCACAAGAACCCUGGAGUGGUUCAGCUGGUCAACAGGUGGAAAUUCGAAAAGGAACUGCGAGACACAGAUCGAUUUAUCAUUCGCGAACACCGAGCGCUAUGGAACAUACAUGACGAGAUCCACAGUGCAAUGGCCCCAGAUUUACCUCGAGUCUUGAUAGCAGGGCAUACGCAUGCUGGAAAAUCUGCACUGAUCAACAAAGUUGUUGGCCGAAUGGCAACAGUCCCCGAGCACGGUGCAAGGAUGGGACGAAGUCGAAUACGAGAGGCCAUCACCGGUGGCAACCCUACAUUGUCAUUACACGAUGCUAGAGGGUUUCAGACUGGUACCAACAAUGAAAUGCGCGAUGUCCAGAACUUUGUGUCCGAAUGUGGGCAGAAGCCUAGGCUACAAGACCAGCUUCAUUGUAUAUGGGCGGAUCUCGGACGAAUCCCUCUGGUUCACGUCUUUACCAUGAGUGAUAAGCUCCUCUCUGACGUUGAGACGGCGGUGUUUGAUGAAAACAGAAAUAGAUUGAUCGACGAGGGUCACCAGGAACUCAACGAGAUCUACCGAUGGGGAGACCUACCCGAUGCCUUGAGACAGAACCUGCGGCCACUCGUCUCUACGAGAUAUACCCAGAGAACAGAGUCAAUGGCCGCGGAGUGGAGACAACGAUUUCCAAGAAUCGGGUCCACGAUCUUUGUGAAUGUCACAGCAAGCGGCACACAGUCGAUCAGGGAUUUGGUUACUGCGUCAUAUGCCAAACUGACCAGCGAGAUUGUUGCCGACAUACAUCGAUCGGCGCAGAAGCGAUUCGUCCAGGACCGGCACAAACGAGCCAUCCAAGCCGCCGUACGAGAAUUUGGUCGACAUCGACCCAACUUCCAAUUCCUUGGCUCGAAAGACAAGAAAUCGCAACUCCUGUCAAAGGCCAUUCGUGCCAUUGCCACGGUAUACGAUUACACCGAGCCUGAUCCCCUUGCGAUUGAUUCCAUCAUCGGCAACGCGCUGAAGGUGCCCAAGCCGGUCAAAAAUGACUCGGCCAUUCUCCUGGGAAUCUUCGGCGGCUCCUUCCUGAGCGCGAGCAUCUUCAGCGCGGCCCUCAAUGACGCAGCAAUAGCCGCAGGCACCGCCCUGCCGAUGUUGUGGAUCGCUGGAGGUGCUCACGUCGCCGUCACCGUUGCGGUUCGAACGUAUCUCGUGUCGAUCGAGAUGAUCAUCAUCUGUCUGGAAGUGCUCCUUAUCCUGGACCGUGUCUUCUGGUACGACAGCGGAAUCAUCAAGGAGCGUUACAUCGAGGGGGCCUGUAUGCACUACCUGCGGAAGCGGCCCGAGGUCCAGAAAGCCGUUUGGAAAGAGUUCGGGUUUCCCGGCACGAUACCAACCAAGGAAGCAGCAGAGAAGGCAUUGACGACGCUCUUGGAGAGGUUCAAAUACAAGAAGCAGGCCUGA